UAUUGGCGGUGCCUGCCGCUACCCGCGGCUGCUGCGGGCGGGACGCGGCGGUGGCGCAGGGUCCCCGCGGGGUGACAGCGUGACCGGGCCACGGCCUGAGCUCCCCGCCGCUGCUGCCUCCUCGCCGGGAGCGAACACAGCCCCGCCGCUCCUCUCCUCGCUGCCCUUGCUGCCUCGGGGGUCGCCGGAGACCGCAAAAUGGCCGACGGGCGGGACGACGCCGCGAACCAGCUGAAGCAGUGGAAGAACCAGCGGGGCUCGCAGAAACCAGAUGUCCUGACCACAGGCUCUGGGAACCCCAUUGGGGAUAAGCUGAAUAUCCUGACACUGGGGCCACGUGGACCUCUUCUUGUCCAAGAUGUUGUUUUCACUGAUGAGAUGGCUCACUUUGACAGAGAGAGGAUUCCUGAGAGAGUUGUGCAUGCAAAAGGGGCAGGAGCCUUUGGCUAUUUUGAAGUCACUCAUGAUAUCACCCAGUACUGUAAGGCAAAAGUGUUUGAGCACAUUGGGAAAAGGACUCCGCUUGCCAUCCGCUUCUCCACUGUUGCUGGAGAAUCUGGCUCAGCUGACACAGUUCGUGACCCCCGAGGCUUUGCCAUGAAGUUCUACACGGAGGAUGGGAAUUGGGAUCUUGUGGGAAACAACACUCCCAUCUUCUUUAUUCGGGAUGCAAUGUUGUUUCCCUCCUUCAUCCAUAGCCAAAAGAGGAAUCCUCAGACUCAUCUGAAGGAUCCAGACAUGGUGUGGGACUUCUGGAGUCUUCGCCCUGAGUCUUUGCAUCAAGUGUCUUUCCUGUUCAGUGACCGUGGCAUUCCUGAUGGCUAUCGCCACAUGAAUGGAUAUGGAUCACACACCUUCAAACUGGUUAAUGCUGAUGGAAGAGCAGUUUACUGCAAAUUCCAUGCCAAGACUGACCAGGGCAUCAAAAACCUUUCUGUGGAGGAAGCAGGAAGAUUGGCUUCUACUGAUCCUGACUAUGCCAUACGGGACCUUUACAAUGCCAUUGCCAAGGGGAACUUUCCCUCAUGGUCCUUCUACAUUCAGGUUAUGACCUUUGAAGAAGCAGAGAAGUUCCCAUUUAAUCCUUUUGAUCUGACUAAGGUUUGGCCUCAUGGUGACUACCCUCUCAUCCCUGUGGGAAAGCUGGUCUUGAACAGGAAUCCUGUCAACUACUUUGCAGAGGUGGAACAGAUGGCUUAUGACCCUAGCAACAUGCCUCCUGGAAUUGAGCCCAGCCCUGACAAAAUGCUGCAGGGGCGCCUCUUCUCUUAUCCUGACACCCACAGACACCGCCUGGGCCCCAACUAUCUGCAGAUCCCUGUCAACUGUCCCUUCAGAGCCAGGGUGGCCAACUACCAGAGGGAUGGGCCAAUGACUGUUUCUGACAACCAAGGUGGUGCCCCAAAUUAUUAUCCAAACAGCUUCACUGGUCCUGAGGAUCAGCCCCAGCUCAAGGAGAGCCGCAUGUUUGCUUCAGGGGACGUGCAGCGCUUCAACAGUGCCAAUGAGGACAACGUGACCCAGGUGCGAGAAUUCUACCUCAAAGUGCUGAACGAGGAAGAGCGCCAGAGGCUGUGUAAGAACAUUGCAGAACAUCUGAAGGAUGCUCAGCUCUUCAUUCAGAAACGAGCUGUGAAAAACUUCCAUGAUGUUCAUCCUAGUUAUGGAGCCUGUAUCCAGGCUUUGCUGGACAAAUUCAAUGCUGAGGGUGGGAAAAAGGAUGUAAUUAGAACAUACACACAGUCCGGAACUCAUAUGUCUGUCAAGGAAAGAUCCAACCUGUAAAUCUGCAGAGAUCUGCUCUGAGUUUUGCAUCCUUCCAGCUGCACAAGAACCUGUCCAACACUUCAAUGAAUGUAGCAGACUUGUGCCCAAGCACAGGAGUAUUUUACAGGUGUGAUUUACUGAGCUUUCAAGUGCUGUCUGUACUCAAAAUCAGGUAACACAAGCUCCUAUCCUAGUGCCUUUCAACACUAGUGCUUUACUGCUUGAUAAUAACUUAGGGGAUUUUUAAACAACUCAUGGAUAAGAAAUUGCCUUCAUUUCUAGGAGCAAACAGAAAUUUAAUCAAAAUACUGCUUCAUUUUUUUUUUGUUGUAUGACUUUCUUGGCUAAAUCACACAGUAGAAUUUCUAUAAGGGCACUGUGGUUGCCCUCAUGGAGAAACUGCUUAAAAAGUUGCUGCUGUUCAGUAUUUCUAAUAAAAUAAUUACCUGUCUGUAUUUAUGAACACACCUCUUGAAUUUCAUUUUUGGCCUUCCAGAAGUAAAAGGAUACCCAGUACCUUGAGUAAAAUGUUGGUAUGUCUCAUUCCUUAUGAGAGAGACAAAGCUAAUUACAGAGUUUCAUCUAAAUACAGUUCAGUCUUAUUCCCAAUAUAUAUUUUAAGAUAAUCUUUGCUUACUAAUGCUGUGUUGGGAUAUAACUGACAUAAGGGAGGUAGCAAAGGAUAUUUUCUUAUUCCAUGCACUGUUCAGCUAAAUUGAUUACACCUUACAGCCUUUUCAGGGGUAGGAGAAUAAAUUGUUCUUUCUAAUCUGUAAGACUUUAAAU
This is a messenger RNA of Melozone crissalis (California towhee), 2553 nucleotides long. RefSeq names its product catalase (gene CAT). Gene Ontology annotation, molecular function: catalase activity; heme binding. NCBI's taxonomy places the organism in Eukaryota, Metazoa, Chordata, Aves, Passeriformes, Passerellidae. Gene Ontology annotation, biological process: response to hydrogen peroxide; hydrogen peroxide catabolic process. Gene Ontology annotation, cellular component: mitochondrion; peroxisome; cytoplasm. The transcript is spliced from 13 exons. Bases 199 to 1785 code for a protein of 528 amino acids. The record is from RefSeq and is a predicted model, not a curated record.